This is a messenger RNA of Danaus chrysippus (African queen), 1191 nucleotides long. The record is from the annotation of a GenBank genome assembly. NCBI's taxonomy places the organism in Eukaryota, Metazoa, Arthropoda, Insecta, Lepidoptera, Nymphalidae.
AUGCCUAUAGAUUCAGAGUGCGAUUAUGACUUGGUGACAAAAGAGUGGCUUUUAGCCAAAUUGCGUUCAGACGAGAGAGAUACAAUUUUGAUUGACUGUCGAGGGUCUAAUGAAUAUGCCGUAUCCCACAUUCGUUCUGCAGUGAAUUUCUCGAUUCCGAGUAUAAUGUUGCGACGAUUAUCUGCUGGAAAGAUCGAGCUAGCUUCUACUGUUCAAUGUAAAGAACUAAAAGCUCGUAUCACGCAUUGCUGUUCGAGAGGAACUUUCGUGUUGUACGGUGACGGAGCCCCGCGGGAUCCAGACUCCGUGCACGGCAUCCUGCUGAAACGGCUCAAGCAAGAUGGCGUGCAGGUGGUUUGUUUAGAAGGUGAUUUCUGCGAGUUCCGUCGUGCGUAUCCUGAGUGGUGCAGUGAGGCCGGGGCGCAGCAAGUGCCGCACCUGCCGUUGAUGGGACUGCGUUCCCUCCGUAUAUCUGGUUCUGGUUGUGACGACGCUCUCUCAUCAGGCUCGUCUUCUGAGUGUGAGGACAUGCACACACAUGCGCCGCAAGACUUCCCCAUAGAGAUCCUUCCUAACCUGUACCUCGGGAACUCCAACAACAGCGAGGACUGUGAAGCGCUGGCCAGACACAAUAUUAAGUACGUGUUGAAUGUGACUCCGGAUUUGCCGAACACAUUCGAGGCUGACGGUUGCGGCAUCAACUAUCUCAAGAUACCCAUCGCAGACCACUGGAGCCAGAACCUCGCGGUGCACUUCCCUCAGGCCAUACGAUUCAUUGAGGAGGCGAUGUCAGCGGAGGUGGGCGUGUUGGUGCACUGCGUGGCGGGCGUGUCUCGCUCGGUGACCGUCACGCUGGCCUACCUCAUGCAGCGGCACCGGCUGUGUCUGCGGGACGCCUUCGAGCUGGUCCGCAGCCGCAAGACGGACAUCGCGCCCAACUUCCACUUCAUGAGACAACUGCACUCCUUCGAGAGAGACCUCGGCCUGCACGAGCGGAGCGCCAGCCUCGCCAAGCGCGUGUGUGUGGCAGGUGCUGGCGGAGCUGGGCGGGGCGGGCGCGGGCGCGGGCUCGGCCUCCUGCGGCUGUGCGGCGCCCGUCUGCGAGCGGUGCGGCGUGUCGCCCGACUCCGGCAUAGAGUUCGACCGCUGGAGCGCCGCCCGCGACACGCCGCCCUAAUAAAAUAUAUAUAA